AUGCACGCUGUCUUUCUUGGGGAGGUCAAGCAUAUCAUACAGCAAAUAAUAGUGCACAACUUGGCAACCCUACUGCCCAUCACAUUGUAUUGUGUGUGGGAGCACAAUAGAGAGAUUCCUGAUCAUGAUUCUCCUAAACCAAGCCUGAGGACGAAUACCAGAGCUGUGUUCUACAAGACAAAGAGACUCCUGCAAAAAUGUCAGAGAAUCUGGACAACAUUGUCCAUUAUGCCAGAUGAAGCUCGGUGGGCUCAAGAACUUCAUGUGUGUACCUGUUGGGCAUGGUCACUUAUGUAUUGUCAUCUAACCCCUAAUUUUUGUCUCUUCACACACAGGAAUUUGUUUAUUUAUUGUCUGGGCCCUGUUUACGGCUUCCAGUUGUUUGGACCUGAGGCCAACAAUGGACGACUCAUCAAAGUCAACACCAAUAGACAUACUGGGGGAGAGCUUGAAUCCACCAUGAUGUGGAGCUAG
Messenger RNA from Heterobasidion irregulare TC 32-1, 474 nucleotides. RefSeq lists its product as uncharacterized. The transcript is spliced from 4 exons. The record is from RefSeq and is a predicted model, not a curated record. Bases 1 to 474 code for a protein of 157 amino acids. Lineage: Eukaryota; Fungi; Basidiomycota; Agaricomycetes; Russulales; Bondarzewiaceae.